AUGGAUCUGAAACGCCACAGAACACCCUCCAGCAUCGAGACGAUCCUCGAGUUUCCUCGGGGACUGACCGACAAUAGGCUCUCGGACGAGCAACUUCAGAGAUAUGUCCCUCCCCCUGGAAGACUCGCCCAAUUCUCUCAGGCUCAGAAUGCUUACUGCAAGCAUUCUAACUUGAGAAGACACAACCAAGCAACGGGCCUGAACGGAAGUGUCGACAGCUGCCAUCUCGCCAAGCUGAUCAGGGACAGAAAGAGCGGACAGGCCAGGGAAUUUGGUUGUUUGGUGUGCGAGCGAAGGUUCACGUCCCUGAUGGGUGCCAACCAGCAUAUGGACGUGAUGGGGCACUGGAACCAUUCACAGUCCACUGCAGCUGGCCUCCAGUAUAUGAAGAUUGUUGCUCCAAAACAAAAAUCAACGCCUGAUGGGCCUUGGUCUGCUAUGCCCGACUUGCAGCGUGAUCUUACUCAUAAUUUCUUCGACCCGAAGAAUCAAUACCCAGAAUCAGGUACAGGCCAAUACCCCUAUGUGAUUAUAUGUAGUAUGAUAGUUAACAAAGCAGACUUUGAAAACACGGGCAUAUCUACCUGCGAGACGUGUGAGCGCAGCUUCAGCACUCCACAAGGUGCUAACCAGCACAUGGACGUCAAGCAGCACUGGUCCAAACCGCAAGAUCAGCAACGCCCUCAGGAGAACACGAGCAUCAGAGCCAAACCGAACCCCACUACAUGCACCCACAAAGAUGAAGGAAUCAAGCCCCCGAAAUUUGCAUGCCUGGUAGAGCCUGUCAUUUCUUUCACAUGCGACACUUGCAAGCGUGCCUUUGGCACCGAGGACGCAGUCAAUCAGCACAUGGCUGCCAAGGGCCAUUUGAAUGCAUUUGAUUGUGACAUCUGUGGUCUUGAGUUCCGCACUCGAGGCCGAUUGAAGCAGCACAGGGCAACACAUCCUCCUCCGCUGCCAGCAACCAAGCAUGAGACCGAUGUCCAUUCCGAGAGAGAAUUCCCCUGUGAGGUAUGCCGUCUGGAUUUCACUACUGCAGAGGAUACGGACAAACACAUGGCUGAGGUGCACUUUUGCAAAGAGUGUGGUGGAUUGAUCACGACUACGAACUUACACAUGGAAUGUUCCAUGCUGUAUGUUGAGAACUUUUGGCAAUCUCAGUAUGCCUAA
Molecule: messenger RNA, 1170 nt
Organism: Penicillium nucicola
Lineage: Eukaryota; Fungi; Ascomycota; Eurotiomycetes; Eurotiales; Aspergillaceae
Exons: 1
Coding region: 1-1170 (389 amino acids)
Biological process (GO): regulation of transcription by RNA polymerase II
Cellular component (GO): chromosome
Molecular function (GO): chromatin insulator sequence binding
Source: RefSeq, a predicted model, not a curated record